AUGAGUGAAAAUAAUUUAAAAAUUCCGGCAAAUAAAGACGACAUAACAGUGCAGUGGGUGAAAGAUGUAACUGGGCAUUCCGUACUACGUAAAGACUUCACUGUGCAAGGAGAUGUUCAGGAAGGGUCCGGUUUCCUCAGUUCAAUUUGCAGAGUAUCAUACUCCACCAACGACGGAAAGCGGCAUAGUAUAAUAAUCAAAUUACUACCAACAAAUGAACAAUGGCUGGAAUUUGCCCUGGCCGAUGCUUCCGACGAACGUGAAAUAAAAUUUUACUCCGAAAUUCUUCCCGACCUAAUUGAGGUAGUUCCAGAGUUUGCUGAAAACAUUUGUGUAUUUUAUAAUGGAGUGGUACAACAAGCCGACCCUGAUAAGAGAAAGGCCAAAGCUUCGAUGAUAAUUAUGGAUGAUUUAGCAUCACACGGCUAUCAAAUGAUGAACUUCUCUGGAUCCGAUUCCGACAAAGUUAUCGAAGACUUGAUAACCUUUAUGGCUAGACUUCAUUAUGGAGCGUUUGCUGUGGAGAAGAAAAAAGGAAUUCCACUUCCGGGUUUGUAUCCAUUCAUGCAAGGAAUUACCGAUGAUAAGGAAUGGAUGAAUCAAAUGGAGACGUUAGGGGAUGACGGUUACAAGGCUUUAGAGGAAAUACUCCUCACCUACAAAAUCGUAAACGUUUGGGAACACUUCGAAAAGGUGAAACCUUUUACGAAUGCAAUAGUUAAGUUAAUUACCGAAAACGGACGGAAACAUCCCUGCCUAGUUCAUGCGGACAUUUGGCCAAAUAAUAUUCAAGUUCAUCCGAGCCUUCCGACAAUUAUUUUGGAUUGGCAAUUGUUGGGAUACAGAGAUGUGUGCUAUGACCUGAGUACUAUGCUUUAUACUGUGCUGACCGCAGAAGCAUUAACGAAAGAUAACUUAGCGAAAUGGUUGAAGAAGUAUUAUGACGAAUUCAAUAAGUUCUGUGAGGAAGGAGGAUUGAACGAUAAAAUUUGGAGGGAAUGGGAGGAGUUUAAAGAAUUCUUUUUUACUUGGGGAAGUGCGUACGCCUAUUUAGUAUUUUUGGUGUCAAUUUACUGUUAUCAGAAGGACCUGGGUAAAUAUGCGAAUGUAUUUAGGGUACUGUGUGAAGAGGUUGAAUUACCACAUUUUUUGCUCAAAAUUUGUUCUGCAAAUGAUUGA
This is a messenger RNA of Bradysia coprophila, 1179 nucleotides long. RefSeq lists its product as uncharacterized. The record is from RefSeq and is a predicted model, not a curated record. Lineage: Eukaryota; Metazoa; Arthropoda; Insecta; Diptera; Sciaridae.